ACUUUCAGCAUUUUCUCUCUACGAUCUGGAAGCACUGAUUAAUUUGUAUCUCAUAUUUAGUUCUGUUUCAAAUCUGUGAUUAAAUUUUUUAAUUUCAAAUACGAAAAUGCCGCCAACAAAACAAUUGAACUUAAAUAUUGAAGUGGACGUUCUAACUGCAGGCUCAACUGCUGACGUAGUGAACUCAAUUCUGGAGUUCCUGCUAUUCCAACGAAAUCAAAUCCCAUUUGUUUACAACACUUACAAAUAUUAUGUCGGGUUAUGGUCAGAUGAAGUAGAAGGUAUUGCUAAUGGCGGCAUCGAAAUUUGCCCGAAUUCUGCACAGGCUGUAAACACGCUCCACUCUUAUCAAUUGGAGCGACAAAGGGAACAGGCUCUUCAAACAAAAGAGGCAAUAAGUGCAAUGCGGGAGCUCAUUAGAAAAUCUUUUGUCAGUAAUAACGUUCGCUGUUUAAGAUUUCUCUUCGGUCCAACUACGUUUACAGCAAAGGAAGCAUACACCAUACACAUACCAACCGAUUCAAUAUCGCGACUGCAUUUCCAUAACCAACACCGUAUUCCAAAUGCUCGUCUAAAUCAAACUUUAAUUUCACUUUUGACCAGCGAAGAUCUCUAUAGUAUUUUCUCACAUAAUCUUUGUCCAACAAACUUAUAUCUUGAACUGGAAUUGUUAUGUGAACCAGGAAUUGUAAAGGACACAUGUUCAAAGGCACAAUUACUACCCAAAGAUACCUAUCAAUUGCCUCCAAGUUGUAAGGAAAUUCAUUUUCACUUGCAGCACACGCCAUUCCCAAACGACAAUGAUAAAGUGGCUUUAAAUUGUUGUAAGGAAAUUGAAGUGUUUGAAGGGGUGAUGUGCCUUAAUAUAAACGACAGUGACAGUGAAAAGAGGAAUAGCGAUUAUACUUGCAGAAGACUAAAUCAAUUCUUGCCAACAUGGUGGGAGGCAGAUAUUUUAGUGCGAGGAUUUAAAGAAAAACAAAUAAAAGGUUUGAAUAUAUGGACAAAAUGAUUAUUAUCUUAACGCGAAAAUUUAUUAAUGAUCGAUUUAGCUAAUUUGUUUAUUGUAUGACGUUUAUAAAUUUACCAUUAUAAUGUAGUAACGUUAUUUUAUAUAAGAUCAAAAAUAAAAAUUCGCUCAUAAUAAAAAAUA
This is a messenger RNA of Zeugodacus cucurbitae (melon fly), 1153 nucleotides long. RefSeq lists its product as uncharacterized. The coding region runs from base 107 to 1012 and encodes 301 amino acids. NCBI's taxonomy places the organism in Eukaryota, Metazoa, Arthropoda, Insecta, Diptera, Tephritidae. The transcript is spliced from 3 exons. Gene Ontology annotation, cellular component: nucleus. The record is from RefSeq and is a predicted model, not a curated record. Gene Ontology annotation, biological process: regulation of exit from mitosis.